Fonticula alba is the source of this 3687-nucleotide messenger RNA. RefSeq lists its product as hypothetical. The record is from RefSeq and is a predicted model, not a curated record. Lineage: Eukaryota; Rotosphaerida; Fonticulaceae. Bases 700 to 3348 code for a protein of 882 amino acids. The transcript is spliced from 3 exons.
GGCGGGGCAGUGGGUGGCAGAACUGAAAAAUAAAACCUGCCCCCCAGUAACUGCUCCGUGCCCAGAUACAAGCCCCAUUGAAAAGCUCUGCAUCUCCCCAACCCCGCCUCAAAUCCCCCCCUCCCCUUGUCAUCCUACCCGCCCCAUCCUGCUCUCGCAUCUCCUCGCCGAGGAUCCUUCUUCCCCUGCCUUCGGCCAGUCUCCCAACGCGGACACUUCCUUCUCUCGACAUUGCUGCACGAGAGUGCCAGAUAUCCCCGAAACAGGAUCCCUCAGGCCGAGCUCGCUCGUAUCCCUUGCCCUCCUGAGCGUACCCGGUGCCCCUGCACUCUCGUCUUCCCUUUUCCCAGUCAGAGAGAGAGGAAAGCGGUGAAGCUGAAAGAAGUCCAGACCAGAUACACCGAUCUCCUACGCCUAAGGAGAAAGAUUUUGCCAGAGUAAGCGAGCGACUGUUUCCCCCCUCCUGCUUGGUUCACGUCCCGUGAAUCUGCCCGCCUCGGCCCUCGCACGAGUGACUGCCUAUUGGAGUAGCUGUCUCUUCGCCUGUCGGCCAGCCUUCCCAUACGGCCACCCUCGAGUCAGCGUGUGAACCUGCACCUGUCCCUCUUUCUCCCUCUUCCCCCGCCCCCCUGCCAGCUUCGCCCACGCGAAGCGAAGACCCGUCCUUUCCGUCGCACACACACACACACACACACACAGAUGGACGUUGCUACAUCAUGCAUCGGUGGCGGAGGUCACCCGCAUCCUCUGUCGCCAAUGGCCGACAUCCUGCCGACCGACUUGGGCGACGGGUCGCUGGCGCACUCCUUCCUGUCUGCAGACCGUUCCGCUUACCCCUCCUUCGCAUCGGCCCCUGCGGAUCUGUCCCACUCUUCGGGGUCCGGCCCGUCGCAUCAGUACGACACCUUUUCCUACGGCCUGCCCAACAUCGGCGGUGGUCUCGGCUCGCUGAUGAAUUCCCCAGCGCUUGGUGUCCUCGGCCCGCUCGGGGGGGCUCCCAGCUCCCCCGCCCUCCAGGGUCCCAUGCAGCUCCCGAACUUGCCCGAGGUCGCCACGGGCGACUCGGGCUCCUUCUCCUUCGACAUGGAUUUCCUCGGUGAGCAGGUCCCUGCGGCCGGUAUCGAUGCCGAUGGCAGCGCCGGCAACAUGUCCACCGGCGUGUCGGCCCAUGCGCCGACUGACAAUUUCUUCCUUCCGCAGGCCCAAGAGCAAGACCUGCUCAGCCAUCAGUUGCUCCCGGAGCUGGGUGGAGAUACCCUGUCCUCGUCGGCGGCCGGUCCCACAUCCGGCAACCGCCAGAUCCCACAGCAAUUCUCCUACCAUGACCAGCAGCAGCAAUACCAGCAGCAGCAGCAGCAGCAGCAGCAACAGCGCCAGUCUCCUCACGAUGGCCAAUCUUCGCUGCCAGCGCCCGGGCAGGCCUCCUCAAAGCCCACGAACAAGCCCAUGCAGAAGGCCCAGUCCAAGGUUGCCCAAAGGCCCAAGCCACACCCCAAGCCCCCCCAGUCCAAGCAGCCAGAUUCAGCCAGCCAGGUGCCCUCGCCACAGGGCCCAGCACAGGAGCCUCGGGCCUUUGGCCACCACUAUGGCCUUGGAUCAACUGGUCCCCUGGGCAUCGGGCAGCCGCAGCCGCAGCCGCAGCAGCAGCAGCAGCAGCAGCAGCAACAACAAAACCCCCCAGACCAGCUGUACUCUGACGAGUCCAUGGCCGAUGGCGAUCUCAUGUCAGCCGGCUCGGCUCCCAGCUCGGCUUCACUGCCAGACCCGGAGGCCAUUUCCUCCCAAACCCACGGGUUCCUGGAAUCCUUCUCGCUCAGUGUCCUACCGAACACACCGAAAGAGCGCCCCAUGGAUAGGGCCCCGGCGCGGGGGCCGGGCCACGCGCAAGGCCCGGCCCCCUUGGCACCAAGCCGCGGUCCGAUCCCCCCGCCAACCCUUGCCGCACUUGAGGGAGCCCCCUCCCAGCAGUCGGGCCCUUCGCUGGCCCGAUCGCCUGCCGAGCAGCAUCCCACUGCCGGGUCGACACCGGCAAUGGCCCCGGUCAAGAAUGCUCACCAUCCGGUCAGUGUCAAGGCCGUGCCGCCGGUCAUGGCGCCUCUGGUGUUUACGAGCCCCCCGGAUGGGUCCCAGCUUCCCACCCCGGCGCCCGUGGCCGAAGCCGCUGCGCGGUCGGCUCCGACAGCCGCUCCGGCCUCGACACCAGCUCCGGCCAAGGGCGGCCACGCAGGCGGGACUGGCGCCCCGGGGGCGGACUCCGGUGCCGCGGCCGAAGCCGCUGCCCCGACCGCCGAGCAGGACCUCGACACGGUCAAAAGCAACAGCAGCGAGGUUAUUUACAUCCCGAAGGUGGACCCGCUGUUGGAUGCACUGGACCAGUGCUUCCGAUCGCAGCCGCAGGACAUGGAGCAGAUCGUCUAUAGCGCCCGGUCGACCAUCACCAGCAGCCUGCAGCCAAGCGAGUCGCCCCCUCCGGGGGCCGGAACCGGCGGAAGUGGCGGCGGCUCCGCGGCCGGCUCCACGGCCACCUCGACCGCGACAUCCUCCGGCAUUGGUGGCAAGCGCCCGGCCACGGGCAUGCUAUCUGGGCCGAUCCCCCCGGCGUCGGUGACCCUGCAUGUGCCACCUGGUCCGUCAGUGCCGCCGGAGAUUGCCGAUGCCAUGGCGGCCGCGGUGUCCCAGCAGGAGGCCCUCUUCAUGGCCGCCGGUGGGAGCCUCCCCCUGGAAGCCUCGAGCAUGGGCGGUCUGACGGGCGGGCCGUCGGCUGCCGGGCCGGGACUCUUUGACCACCUGAGCCAGAGUCUGCCCAAGCGCCGGGCCAGCUUCGGCGACUUGUCCAGCAUCCCCGGAGGAGCAGGAGGCCCUGGUGGCAGUGUUCCGGGAGGGUCGCUCUUCCGCCGGAACCUCGGUCUUGGGGAUCUCCACCAUCAGCUGCUGCUCCUGCAUCAUCACAACCCCGGCAUCGGCCUGACCCUGCCGGGGAUGAUGGCCAAUAUGGGGACCUCCUCGCCGGGGGCGGCGGCAGCGGCGUACGCCGCGCAAUUUGCCGCGGUGGCCGCAGCGGCUGGCGGUGUGGCCGGCUACCUGCCGGUCCCGCCGACGAUCUCUCCGGCCAGCAUGGCCGGGGCCGGGCUCCUGGGAGGGUCCUUCUCCGAGGGGAAUUUGCCUCUGGUGGUUGGGGCAGCCGGGGCGGCGACCGUGGCCGCGGCGGCCGGGGCUGUGACCGCGGAUGCCUGGCCGCCAGCCGCCCGACGGAACAGCAUUCAUCACCCGGUGUCGGCAUCUGGCGGCGGCGCCGGGGGCGAGCGUUCGCGCUCGACGUUGGCCCUUGACGACAACUCCGGUCACUAGUAGCAGUAGAGAGAGAGAGAAGGGGACAGGACUUAGAAGCAAAGACACACCGACAGUCGGAUAGGUGACGAUGCUGAGAUUUCUGCUCUUCCCGGCGGGGGCGGCCCACGCCCCCUCGGCCACAGAGGAGAGGGGAUCGGGGGGCCAUGUUGGGAUUUGUCCAAAAGACCGUGGACCAGUCCCCACUCCUGUGUGCGAUGUCUCCGGGGGCGUGCACUUGACUGGAGAUCUUCUCUCUCCCCCUCGCGCGGGGAGGGGGGGGAUGGUCAUCAUCUCCUUUAUUUCGCGCGAUCUCCCUCCUUCGUGGCAUGACUCGAUAAUAAAAAAAAAACAUCACGA